AUGCAUGGCUUAAUCUUUGAGACAAGCAUAUGCUACUGGCAGGAUCAACCAGGUAGGGGAGCGCGGGCGAGCCGGAGCCCGGGGACACACGCUCCUCCCUCCGGAGACUGGAGACGGCGACAGGGAGAGAGGAACGGAGGACGCACGCGGGAGGCCCGCGGGGAACCGGACCGACGGCCGCCCACACGCUCGCGGCGAAGCCGGAGGGGGCACACGGGAGAGAGAGAGAGCACGGGCGAGCGACGGACGUGGCCCACCCCCUCACCUCCGGGCCUCACGACUACACACGCGGGCGGGCGGACAGACCGGCAAAGCGGCGUAGGGCACCCGCGGGCACCACCAGCGAACGAACCAACGAGUCUCCUCCAGCUUCCCCUUCCCGCCUUCCAAGCCGGGGGGAGCGAGCGAGGAACACGGGCACCAGGCGUCCGUCCGUCUCUCACCGGGACCCGGACGUCCGACGAACGGCGGGGGCGCGAGCGAGGGCGGGCAUCGGGACCCGGCACCCCCAACCAAGCAGACGGCAGCGGGAAGAGCCGCGAGGUCGGUCGGGCGAGGGACGCCGGCGGCGGGCGAUCCCGGGGGAGAGGCGCGGGAGACGCACCCCAGAGGCGGGGUGACAGUCCCGACACGCGCUUCCCCCGACCACCGGCCGGCAGGCAACCACCACCGCGAGACAGGCGGGACCCUCCGAGCACCACACAACGGGGCAAGCGCGGACAGGCUGACCGGGGGCACACGCGAGGCGCGCGCGGGACGGGAGGGCGGCACGCAGACCUCGGCCCCGGGGACCGAGGCCGCCGACAGCGGCCGGGGAAGACCGGGUACCCCAACACACUGACACCCGGGGGAGGGACGCCGCCCAACCCGACAACGCGGCACACACCCGCGCGACGCCGCCGGCGCGGAGCAGGCGGGGACAGGCACGGGAACGGGGACCCGCAGCGGACCCAACGGCAGCGACACGCCGGGGAGGCGCGCCCCGGGUUCGUGGAAACGGAGGUCAGAGGCUCGCUCGAGCGACCGGAGACAGGGGCGACACGGGCAAAAGCCAACACGGCGGGCGGAAGUGGCGCGGGAACCCGAGGGCGUGUUCCCCGAGGAGGCAACCGGGAGAGGAACGGGGCGACGGCUGCGGGUCCGCGGCCGGCAGCCCCCCGCCGGGGACCGCGGCGCGGGAAUCUCACCGCCGGCACCCCCGUGGUGCGCUGGCGGUCCCGCGGGCGGAACCCUCCCGUCGGGAGCCAAACCGAGCCGGGACAGCCACCGGCCGCCAGCCACGUCCUUUCCCCGGGGCGCACAAGCCAAGCCGCACGUCCCCCACCAACCACGCGCCCGGCCCCGACCGUCACACGGGGGCCGGCCACCAGGGCCCCAAAACGGGGAGGAUCGGGAGGCGACGUGGAGUUGGGGGAAACCCCAGAGGCCCAAGGGGCCUCUCUCAAGAGGGGGCAAAAGACCCAAGGCAGGUCAACCCGCCGGGCGAAUGAGCAGCGGCAGGGCAGGCAAGGGCGCCCCCCCCAACGGGAGGGGGGCCGAGAAAAGCCCGCUCACGUGCCCGCCAAAAGCCACAUCCAAGCCCAGGGUCUGAGCAGCAAAGGUGCCAGCACAUCGCGUACCCUUUUCACGCGCCGGGACUUUUCCACAUGUCACCUCGUCUCUCGGGCCGCCCCGGCAGAGGCCACAACACACCGAGUUCCCCGGCUCCCGGUGGGGCGGAAAACCACCCGGCGGGGCAACCAACCGCGGCCCGGCGGGCCCCAGGACACCGCGGAACCCGCGCACACGCGACGCCAACGGCCCGGAAGGCCAACGGAUGCACACGGAGGUGGCGCGGAGGCCCGUAAGCUCAAGGAGGGGGGAACGACAGACACCCUCGCAUCGACAGGCAACUCGGGCCCGACCCGCGCACGGCAGGAGGGUGGGGGAAGCCGGGUACACCCCCAACGCGGCACACCACACCGCCCAAGGACGCCGGGCCCGGGAGAGGCCCCGCGGGAUCCUCCCCCUGUCGGAGAGGGGAGGCGCGGGCACACACCUUUAACGACAUCGGCGGCCGUUAAUGCUCGAGAGGGAAGAGCGAGACAGGGGUGGCGGCCGAGCCGCGGGGGCCCAUCGGGAGCAGCCCCCGCCAACCCCGCAGCACACCGCCCCCUGGCAAAGAAGCUCCGGGGAGGAUCGCUAGAGAACUCUCUCACCCUGAGGGCGGGCCGCACCCUGCCCGACGGGACCCGCCGGCGCCACCACCAAAGGCGCCUGUCCACAAUGAGGCGGCAAGGGGGGGUCUGCGGCACCGGCAACGCGGCAGAAGCGCCCCACGGGCGCGAGAGGCAAGGAUGCCCCCCCAUCGGGACCGCCUCGACCCCCUGGAAUGUCAUCGGCUCGGCGAUGACCUCCCUCGCUCAAGCCCCACAGGAACAAGGACAGCCGGGACACGCCACGGGCGGCACGGCCGGCACAGGGAAGCCAGCCGGGGAAGGGAAACGACACCACUACUCAGCCUCGGGCACCUCGCAGACCGGCCGGGAGCGCUCCAGGAGCAACGCAAGGGGACAGGACGGUGCGCGUGGCUUCUCGAGCCACCGCACGGGCGUGCACACGGGGCACAGGCACUCCCUCUCCGCGGAGAGAACCGACCCCGCGGCAGGACAAGCCGCAGGAGGAGGGGAACGGGAUCAGAGUGCCACCCUCCACGAGCGAGCAAGUCCCCGACCUCGCAGCAAGGGCAGGGAGAGCCUUAGGCCCGGGCCCGAAGGAUAUCGCAAGGCCACCACAUCGAUCAACAUGUUCGCGGGAGGAAGUGAAAAAGCAGCCAGCCACCCGCAGCGCAGCACUCGGGAGUGCUGCGUGCCCAAGGAGCGCACGCCCUCUGUCUCGGAGAGGGCCGAGAGGGGAGGGCGGGACCCCGAGGACCGGGCAAGAAUCAAAAAGCAGAAGAGGCGAGAAAAGCUGUCGGAGGGGGCAAACGCCGGCCCCCCGGCCCGGCGAAGGUCGCGGGAAGACCACCCCCGUUGGCAGGUGGCAGGCACCGCAACAACCAGCCACACAGCACCACGAGCCACCACAAGGACAGGACCUGCUCAGGGCGGCGGGAGCCCGUGGGGACACGGCGGCAAGGAGGCGCAAGCAGACAGCCUGCCUUCCUCUUGGGUGACCCACAAACCAGGCCCGCCCGGUGACAGUCACCGGUUCCCACCCAACCUGUUGUUGCACCGCAAGCAUGUUCUGCCCCGGUCCCUCGGCUAUUUCUAG
This is a messenger RNA of Perognathus longimembris pacificus (Pacific pocket mouse), 3252 nucleotides long. Its product is annotated as collagen alpha-1(III) chain-like. The transcript is spliced from 5 exons. NCBI's taxonomy places the organism in Eukaryota, Metazoa, Chordata, Mammalia, Rodentia, Heteromyidae. The record is from RefSeq and is a predicted model, not a curated record. Bases 1 to 3252 code for a protein of 1083 amino acids.